Closterium sp. NIES-65 is the source of this 2286-nucleotide messenger RNA. The record is from the annotation of a GenBank genome assembly. NCBI's taxonomy places the organism in Eukaryota, Viridiplantae, Streptophyta, Zygnematophyceae, Desmidiales, Closteriaceae.
AUGGCGACAGCCACCACGUGCCAGUCGUUAAUCUGCGGGUUGGGAAUCCUCGCGUGCUCGUGCUCUUUCGUCGUCGGCGUGCUGAUCGCCGCGAGGGAACCACCCGAGAAGCUCAAGAUCGACAAGUUCGUCCCUGACGUCGAAUCCCCGUAUCGGCCAUUCUUCAAGCCGCCGUCUCUCCUCCACGCAUCCAACAACCCUUCUUCUAGCUCCAAGUCUCUCAGCCUCUUCGGCAGCUUAAAGCCCACUGAGGUCUUCGCUGAGACACAGCCGCCAGAGCUUCAGCACAUGGGGGAGGAAAAGAAGGAGAAGAUUCCGAGAAGCUGGCUGGGACGAGCAGGGGAUGGCCGGGGGGUUGGGCGAGGAGAGAAGGGAGGGAGGGGAGGUCGAAGUAUUCGUGGGUAUCUGCAAGGAAAUGUUAACGGGUACUCGCAACGGGGUGAUCCCAGGCUAGCUGUGUACUCAACCGCUUCGCGGCCUGAGACGGCCUCACGCCCUUCCACCCCCUCCCACCCAUCCUCACCGCACUCAUCGGCCGCUGCUCUCCCUUCCCCUCCCUCGCACCUCCAAUCGGACCCACACCAAUGGGGAGGCCCGUCUCACCCCUCCCAUCUUAACUCCCCACGCACUCCCUCUUACCACUCUCAACCGUCUCACCCCUCUCACCCUCCUCACUCCUCCUAUCCCUCCUACACACCUCACCCUUCCACCCCAACUCACCUAAACUCCAAUUCUCCCUCCCCAUGGGCACCUUAUUCCCCUCACCCUCCAUCCCCAUCCAUGCGUCCUCAUGCCUACACGCCCCCAAUCCACCACCAUCACCACCCCUCCACGCCCUCCCACCCCUCCUCGAGGCCUCAUUACCCCUCCCACAUGCCCCAUCCCUCGCAACACCCACCUUAUCAUCCACAACACCAUCAAUCAUAUCAAUCACCUGGGUACCCUCACCAGUCAUCAUACCCAAGACCACCCAACUACCAGGGUUAUCCGAACCAUCCAAGUGCUGUAGCAGCAGGAGUAGGGGGUCCUUCUCCCUAUGCCAGCCACCCGGGAACCCCCAGGACUCCAGGUGCUUUUUCCUUCUCAGGUGCUUUUUCCUUCUCAGGUGCUUUUUCCUUCUCAGGUGCUUUUUCCUUCUCAGGUGCUUUUUCCUUCUCAGGUGCUUUUUCCUUCUCAGGUGCUUUUUCCUUCUCAGGUGCUUUUUCCUUCUCAGGUGCUUUUUCCUUCUCAGGUGCUUUUUCCUUCUCAGGUGCUUUUUCCUUCUCAGGUGCUUUUUCCUUCUCAGGUGCUUUUUCCUUCUCAGGUGCUUUUUCCUUCUCAGGUGCUUUUUCCUUCUCAGGUGCUUUUUCCUUCUCAGGUGCUUUUUCCUUCUCAGGUGCUUUUUCCUUCUCAGGUGCUUUUUCCUUCUCAGGUGCUUUUUCCUUCUCAGGUGCUUUUUCCUUCUCAGGUGCUUUUUCCUUCUCAGGUGCUUUUUCCUUCUCAGGUGCUUUUUCCUUCUCAGGUGCUUUUUCCUUCUCAGGUGCUUUUUCCUUCUCAGGUGCUUUUUCCUUCUCAGGUGCUUUUUCCUUCUCAGGUGCUUUUUCCUUCUCAGGUGCUUUUUCCUUCUCAGGUGCUUUUUCCUUCUCAGGUGCUUUUUCCUUCUCAGGUGCUUUUUCCUUCUCAGGUGCUUUUUCCUUCUCAGGUGCUUUUUCCUUCUCAGGUGCUUUUUCCUUCUCAGGUGCUUUUUCCUUCUCAGGUGCUUUUUCCUUCUCAGGUGCUUUUUCCUUCUCAGGUGCUUUUCCUUCUCAGGUGCUUUUUCCUUCUCAGGUGCUUUUUCCUUCUCAGGUGCUUUUUCCUUCUCAGGUGCUUUUUCCUUCUCAGGUGCUUUUUCCUUCUCAGGUGCUUUUUCCUUCUCAGGUGCUUUUUCCUUCUCAGGUGCUUUUUCCUUCUCAGGUGCUUUUUCCUUCUCAGGUGCUUUUUCCUUCUCAGGUGCUUUUUCCUUCUCAGGUGCUUUUUCCUUCUCAGGUGCUUUUUCCUUCUCAGGUGCUUUUUCCUUCUCAGGUGCUUUUUCCUUCUCAGGUGCUUUUUCCUUCUCAGGUGCUUUUUCCUUCUCAGGUGCUUUUUCCUUCUCAGGUGCUUUUCCCUUCUCAGGUGCCUUUUCCUUCUCAGGUGCCUUUUCCUUCUCAGGUGCCUUUUCCUUCUCAGGUGCCUUUUCCUUCUCAGGUGCCUUUUCCUUCUCAGGUGCUUUUUCCUUCUCAGGUGCUUUUUCCGUGGAGAAGAGAAGCACGAGAACUGGCAUGUUGGUGA